Molecule: messenger RNA, 3407 nt
Organism: Jaculus jaculus (lesser Egyptian jerboa)
Lineage: Eukaryota; Metazoa; Chordata; Mammalia; Rodentia; Dipodidae
Gene: Ap5z1
Product: adaptor related protein complex 5 subunit zeta 1
Exons: 17
Coding region: 63-2486 (807 amino acids)
Cellular component (GO): AP-5 adaptor complex
Source: RefSeq, a predicted model, not a curated record
CGCUCGCUCCCGGAAGUGCCUGGUCGCGGCGGGGCGCUCGGCGGCCGGGUCUCCCGCGCGGGAUGUGGCCCGCGGGCGCGGAGAGUCUGAUCCUGCAGGCCAGGGGGAUCCAAGACGAGGAGCUGCAGCGGUUCUGCUUCCGGGUCAGCAAGCUGCUGCAGGAGGACCCGGGUCCAGCAGCUGUGGAUGCCCUGCAGAGGCUCUUCCUGAUUGUCUCAGCCACCAAGUACCCCCGCAGGCUGGAGAAGACAUGUGUGGACCUGCUGCAAACCACCCUCUGCUUGCCCAUGUGCCCCGAGCAGCUCCAGGUCCUCUGCGCUGCCAUUCUGAGAGAGAUGUCACCCUUAGACAGCCUGGCCCUGUCCUGUGAUCGUGCUCAGAACACCCAGCAGCUCAGCCUCGUGGCAUCUGUGCUCCUGGCCCAGGGUGACAGAAGAGAAGAGGUCAGAAGCGUGGGCCAGCAUAUCUUCACGGUGCUUGAGAGCCGGCCACCUGAGGGGUCUAGUCUCAGGCACCUCCUCCCUGUCCUGUCCAAGGUCCUGAGCCUUGCCCCGGGCGCUCUCCAGGAAGACCAGACCAACCUGCUCAGCAAGAGGCUGGUGGACUGGCUACGCUACGCCAGUGUCCAGCAGGGGCUCCCACACUCGGGGGGUUUCUUCUCCACACCGAGGACCCGGCAGCCUGGCCCCAUCACAGAGGUGGACGGAGCAGUGGCUUCAGACUUCUUCACAGUGCUCUGCACGUGCCAGCACUUCACAGAGGACCAGUGGUUGAACGUGCACGCCUUCUCCAUGCUGCGGGCAUGGCUGUCACACAGUGGCCCUGAACACCCAAGCAGCCCAGAGGCCGAUGACAAGUCAGAGCUGGAGGGCUCUACCCUGUCCGUGCUCUCCGCGGCCUCCAUGGCCAGCCACCUGCUGCCCCCUCGGGAGCGGCUCCGGGAGGUGGCCUUCGAAUACUGUCAGCGCCUCAUUGAGCAGAGCAACCGGCGAGCCCUGAGGAAGGGGGAUUCCGACCUGCAGAAAGCUUGCCUGGUGGAAGCCGUGCUCCUGCUGGACGUGCUGUGCCUGCAGGACCCCUCCCUCCUGUACCGCACACUUUCCUGCCUGAAGGCCGUGCUGGCGCGUCUGGGUGCUGACCCAGGCAGUGUGCGUGUGCUGGUGCCCCUUGCCCAGUUCUUCCUGAACCAUGGAGAGGCGGCCGCUGUGGACUCAGACACUGUCUACCAGCACCUGUUGACCAGGCUCCCCUCCGAGCACUUCCACAGCCCUGUGCUGGCCGUCGAGGUCCUCCGCUUCUGCACGAGCAACCUGGCCCUGUUCGACUCCCACUUCCUCCGCCUUCUCAAGUCAUGCUUCCCUAACCUCUUCAAGUUUCUGGCCUGGAACAGCCCUCCCCUUACUGCCGAGUUUGUGACGCUUCUCCCAGCUCUGCUGGAUGUGGGCACCGCUGUGGAGAUGCUGCACACGCUGCUGGACCUGCCCUGCCUGACCGCCACCCUGGACCUGCAGCUCAGGUCUUCACAGACCCCAUCUGAACGGCCGCUCUGGGACGUCUCCCUCAGGAUCCCCAGCUGCCUGGAGGCCUUCCGUGACCCCCACUUCCAGGACCUCUUCCAGUACCUGCUGCGCACCAAGGCCCGAGGCUCCGCCGAGAGGCUGACAUCUCUCCACCAGCUGCUGCAGCCCAUGGCCAGCUGCGCCCGUGUGGCCCAGUGCGCUGAGGCAGUGCCCACCCUGCUCCACGCGUUCUUCUCGGCUGUGACUCAGUUUGCUGACGGGGCUCUGAUCAAUCAGUUGGCGCUGCUGUUCCUGGAAAGAAGUGACUCCCUCUUCCAGGUCCCUCAGUAUGAGGCCCGUGUGCACAGGGUGCUGAGCGCCCAGUUCCUGGCCCUGUGUAAGCAGAAGCCCUCGCUGGUGGUGGAGCUGUCCCGGGAGCUGCUGGAGUUCAUGGGCAGUGUGAGUGGCGUCCACAGCGGAGCAAGCAUGUUCACCUGUGUGGUAUGGGCCAUCGGCGAGUACCUGUCGGUGACCUGCGACCGGAGGUGCACCGUGGAGCAGAUCAACAAGUUCUUCGAAGCACUGGAGGCUCUGCUCUUCGAAGUCACCCAGUCCCGCCCCUCAGCCAACCUGCCCAGGUGUCCCCCGCAGCUCGUCACUGCCCUCAUGACCACACUGACCAAGCUUGCCUCUCGGAGCCAAGACCUGAUCCCCAGGGUCUCCCUCUUCCUGUCAAAGCUGAGGACCCUGGGCCAGAGUCCAGCCGCCAGCCCUGUGUACAGUGAGGAGGAUGCAGGAGCCAUCCGCUCCCGGGCCACAGAGCUGCUGACCCUGCUAAGGAUGCCCAGUGUGGCCCAGUUUGUGUUCACAUCCAGUGCCGACAUGUGCCAGCCUCGCUAUCACCGUGACACCAACACAGCCCUGCCCCUGGCCCUGCGCAUGGUCAGCCAGCUGGUGGAGAAGGAGGACGGUGUUCUGCCCAGCUAAAGGGACAGUGACCACAUGGACACUGGUUGGGGAUUAAGAGCUCAGGUGUCAGCUCAGCAUUAUGGCUGAGCACAGGCUUAGGUGAUGAGAGACAAGUGGGAGGAGAGGCCAGGUGGAGGGUGCGCGUGGCCCUGAGGUUGUGGUCACCCAGCCUUUUGGAAUUUUGUCUCCUCUUGUCCCAGUGGCCGGCAGUCUUCAACCUGGAACAGCUGCUACGUGGCCACAAGCGUCGUCCUGGGAUGGACAGAAGCCGCUUGCUCUGUUUCCAUUCGUCCUUGUUUCUGACAGCUUGGUGGCAGGGGGACACACAGUAACGACCCUUUAAAUGGUGUGCGCUCCGCACGGGCCUCCUGCGCCCUCCCAGGCUCCCUUCCUCCCCUGUCAUCUGCAUAGGGCAGCAGCAGCUAAUGCAGCCUGUCCCCAGCUCACAGCUGCAGAUGGUCACUGCUCUGGUGGUAGCAUCUUGAGGUUGUGGGGAGGCCAGGCGCAGAGCCACCCCUAGGAGUGCUUGGUGUGUGCACUCCCUGCCCUGGGGCUAAGCUGAGUGAGCUCAGAGACCCUUAGAGGCCGCAGGCUGCCUGGAGCUGGAAGUUGAUGGCCAGCAGAUAGCGCUGCCAGCCUUAAGUCUGAUGCCCAGCUCUGUUCCUGGAGUUCCGUGGCCUCCGCUGCAUCCUUGACAUCCACCAGGCUCUGUAACCUCCUCAGGAAAGGCUGAGUUAAGGCUGUAGAUAGGGUUCAUGGGGUUUGGGAUGGUCCUUCCCCACUUCCUAUCCAGGCCUCAAGGAUUUCACGGCCCUCAGACCCACCUGCCCAGCCCGGUCUACAUGGUCCUUACACGUGUCAGGGUUUGAGCUCUGGGACGUGCGCUUGUUUGUCCCCACCUGGCCUGCUGACCCCAAGCUGGGACUGGAAAGGUGCAUU